Apis florea (little honeybee) is the source of this 1174-nucleotide messenger RNA. RefSeq lists its product as uncharacterized. Gene Ontology annotation, cellular component: CAF-1 complex; nucleus. Gene Ontology annotation, biological process: nucleosome assembly. NCBI's taxonomy places the organism in Eukaryota, Metazoa, Arthropoda, Insecta, Hymenoptera, Apidae. The record is from RefSeq and is a predicted model, not a curated record.
AUACGCAACACGCGAAAUUUUUGUCUUUCUAUACUCUAUUUUCCCGCCGAUUUUCUUACUAUGUUACAGUGAUGUAUUUUCGUAUUAUAUUUCUGAAAAUAGACUUUUAAAUAGUAAAAUUUUUAUAUCUGUAUAUAAUAUUUUAAUUUUGAAAUUUGUACAUAUUUAAUAUAUGCUUUUCUUUACUUUGUUAUUAUCAUAUUCAUGUAAUAAGUUAUUGUUAGGUUAUACUAAUGUGUCAUUGACAGAUUUGUCGAUCUUGUCAGUUGAUGUAAUGUUGUAAGAAAAGUUUUAUAUUUACACGUAUUUAGAGAUCAUUGACAUGAAAAUGAUGGACAAUGAUGGACAAGAUGAUUGUAUUGAGGCAAUUACUCCUAUUAAGAAAAAAAAAAUGAAACAAGCACAAUUGCCAUUUCAAAUGCAAAAUCAAGUACAGUCAUCGAAUGUUACUCAAAGUAAGAAAAGGAAAUUAACAUCACCUUCGAUCGAGAAUAAUCCUGCGAAAACAAUAAAAAUUUUGAAAAAAAGUUUGAAUACAGAUAUUGUAGGUAGUAAAUCGAAUAAUACAGAUAUUGAUACAGAAAACGAAAAUGAUAAUAUAGAAGAGAUAGAAGUUGAAAAUUUGAAAGAGAAUUCAACAUCUAAUAAAUUAAAAACUGAAAAUAAAUGUGAAACUCCAAGACAGACUUCGAGUGGACAAAAAACAUUAGAAAAACAAGAAAAAUUAAAGUCAAGUCCUUUAACAAAGUUCCUCCAAAAGACUGAUAAACAAAAAAAUAGUUCAAAGGAAGUGUCUCAGAUUUCUUUGCAAGAAGGAAAAGAUGAUUUAUUUGAAAAGACUUCUGAAAAAAGCGUGUCAGAGACAAAAAAUAAUUUAACUAAUAAAAUAGAAGAUUCACCAUCUACUGUAAAUAAUUCUCCGAAUCAGACUGAUUCUGAUAUUGCUAUUUUAUCGUCCGAUGAAGAUAAAGAUGAACAAACAAAAUCAAUUACUACAAAUACAAUAAAAGAUGUAAUAAUCUCAAAAAAUAUUAAGACUCCUAAAAUGGAAAAAAUAAAGCAAAAAAGAUUAACACCUAAACAAGAAGAAAAGAAAUUAUUAAUUGCUAAAAGGAAAGAAGAAAGGCGAAGAUCGAAAAUGGUAUUGCGGCAUUUAUAGUAUACUAUUAUAAUG